AUGAAAGAGAAAGAACGUUGGAGACAAGUGUUACAAAGAAUAUUCUCAGUUGUGAAAUGUCUUGCUAAACAUAAUCUUGCAUUUCGAGGAUCUAAUGAAAAACUAUAUCAAGAUAACAAUGGUAAUUUUCUGGGAUUGAUUGAAAUGAUUACAGAGUUUGAUGUCAUUAUGCAAGAUCAUGUUAGACGCAUUCAGGAUCGUGAAAUUCAUUAUCAUUAUCUUGGACAUAAAAUUCAAAAUGAGUUCAUUUCCCUUUUGUCUCAAAGUGUGAGAAAUUCUAUCAUUAAGAUCAUUAAAGAGGCUAAAUACUUUUCCAUAAUUCUUGAUUGUACGCCUGAUGUGAGCCAUCAAGAACAAAUGACCCUCAUAGUUCGAUGUGUUAAUAUAUUAAAUAACAAAGUUAAAAUUGAGGAGUUUUUUUUGGAGUUUCUAAAAGUGGAUGAUACAUCUGGAUUAGGACUCUUUAAUGAACUACAAAAUGUUUUGAAGUCUCUUGAUCUUAAUGUUGAUGAUGUGAGGGGACAAGGUUAUGAUAACGGUUCUAAUAUGAAAGGAAAGCACCAAGCUAUUUCUUUUUUUGGAGUUGUUCAACGCAUAUAUGCAUUGUUUUCGGGUUCUACAAAGAGAUGGAAAAUUUUACUUGAUAAUGUUCCUGAAUUAACUGUGAAAUAUUUAUCAAAUACUCGAUGGGAGAGUCGAAUUAAAAGUGUCAAAGCUAUUAGAUUUCAAUGUCCCCAAAUAAGAUUGGCUUUGUGUGAGUUAUAUGAAUCUUGUGAAAAUGAUGCAAAGUCAAAAAGUGAAGCUGAAAGUUUGGUGAAUGCACUCUCAAGUUUUGAGUUUUUGCUUGGUGUUGUGAUUUGGUAUGACAUUUUAUUUUCUGUUAAUAUGGUAAGCAAGAAAUUACAAUCUAAGUCUAUGUGCAUUGAUACUACCAUAAGGCAAUUAGAAGGUGUGAUGUUCUACUUUGAAAAAUAUAGAGAUGAAGGCUUUACAACUAGUAUGAAUGUAGCUAAAAGUCUUGCUCUUGAAAUGGAUGUGGAGCCUAUCUUUCACACAAAACGUUGUGUGAUUAGGAAGAAAUUUUUUGGAGAGAAUAAUGAGGAUAACGAAGUUGAAUCGCCUGAAGAGUCAUUUAGAGUCAAUUAUUUUUUGGUUGUGUUAAAGUCAUUAGAUGAUAAUGAGUUGAAAGAAUGUUGUGUUCAUUUUCAUUCUACCUUUUCUCAUGGCAAUUCAUCGGAUGUUGACUUAGAUGAUCUUUUCUCUGAAUUGAAAGUCUUACAAAUGACUUUGCCGACAGAAUUGUUAUCCGCCAUUGAAAUUCUUAAGUUUGUCAAAUUUGCAGAUUGUUAUCCGAAUGCUUCAAUUGCUUAUAGGAUUUUAUUAACUGUGCCUGUGACUGUAGCUUCAGCCGAAAGAAGUUUCUCAAAGCUUAAAUUAAUAAAAACGUACUUGAGGUCAUCAAUGUCACAAGAAAGGUUGAAUGGUUUAGCAAUAUUAGCUAUUGAGAAGGAGAUGAUAGGAAACAUUGAUGUUGAUGUUAUUAUCAAUGACUUUGCAUCUCAAAAUGCUAGAAGAACCCGUUUCUUAUGA
This is a messenger RNA of Hibiscus syriacus, 1590 nucleotides long. Its product is annotated as zinc finger MYM-type protein 1-like. Gene Ontology annotation, molecular function: protein dimerization activity. The transcript is spliced from 3 exons. The record is from RefSeq and is a predicted model, not a curated record. NCBI's taxonomy places the organism in Eukaryota, Viridiplantae, Streptophyta, Magnoliopsida, Malvales, Malvaceae. Bases 1 to 1590 code for a protein of 529 amino acids.